AUGCGCACAGAUGAAGGCAGGAAGAAGGCCAAGCUGCAAGAGCUAAAGUUGCAGAAAGUAUUCAUACAGCAUCUACUGAAUGCCGUGUUAGAAAAGGUCUUGGCUACAUCAGCCCCAGCACUUGCCGAAAGAAAGGAGAAAGACCUCGGGUCAUCCUGUGGCAAGCUGCAGGAAGAAAGGGAGGCAUUUGUUUCACAAAUUGCAGAGCAAACGAAGAGCAAUGCCGCAAAAGAUGCCCUACUCGCGGAGCUUAAGAGGCAAAUUGGGCAGACAAAGACUCGUCCACACUGCACCGCCGAGAGCCAGACUUGCUCUCCAUCUACAAAAAGCAUAGGGAGUGAAUGUACUACUGAAUGCGCCGAGGCUGAUGUCCAGGCCACUAGUGAAGUGACAGUGGUGUCAGUUGAGACACAAACGGAUGCAGUGCCAAAGAGGCACCAAAACCGUGCAGUGCGCGCCUGGCAGAGUUUCUGUGGCCAGGUACGUAACCUGCACAACCGCCUCAUCCAUGGAACAGAGGCAUUCUAAACCCUACUGGAAAUAUAGUAGCCUCCAUAGGAUGUACUGUUCUUCAGGGUGCUAGCUUUUUAUCUGAUUUAUAAAUUUGAACAGCUGUUAUCUGUAAUGUUUUAUACUGCAAAUUCUAUAUUUUUUAGAUUUGAUACAGAAAUUCAUAAAUGAACUGUAAAUAGUCGCUGAAUCCCUAAGGCGAAGGUUAAGUCAGGCCAUUCCUACUGAGGGCAUCUAGCACAAGAGAGACAUCCUACUAGUACCCCGGUGAGGGGUAGGGGGCGGGAAGGCAUAUUCCGCGUAACCAUGUGUUUACAUGUGGGCCCCAACAUACAGGGUAUUAGCAGGAGCAAAAAUAUGCGCUAGAUGCUCUCGCUCAACCGCAAAAUAGAACACCAAAGCAACUAAGGGCUGUGCCUCGUGUCAUUUCAUGUAAAUAUUUCUAAGUAUGUAAAAAUAACUUGACGAAAGUUGUAUCCCCAAAUAUAUGUAGAAAAAAUAAAACACCAAAGCGACUGAA
Nematostella vectensis (starlet sea anemone) is the source of this 1030-nucleotide messenger RNA. RefSeq lists its product as uncharacterized. The record is from RefSeq and is a predicted model, not a curated record. Gene Ontology annotation, cellular component: membrane. Gene Ontology annotation, biological process: proteolysis. The transcript is spliced from 9 exons. Gene Ontology annotation, molecular function: metallopeptidase activity; peptidyl-dipeptidase activity. The coding region runs from base 1 to 528 and encodes 175 amino acids. Lineage: Eukaryota; Metazoa; Cnidaria; Anthozoa; Actiniaria; Edwardsiidae.